Molecule: messenger RNA, 894 nt
Organism: Hyalella azteca
Lineage: Eukaryota; Metazoa; Arthropoda; Malacostraca; Amphipoda; Hyalellidae
Product: exosome complex component RRP41
Exons: 5
Coding region: 135-884 (249 amino acids)
Biological process (GO): rRNA catabolic process; poly(A)-dependent snoRNA 3'-end processing; U4 snRNA 3'-end processing
Cellular component (GO): cytoplasmic exosome (RNase complex); nuclear exosome (RNase complex); nucleolus
Source: RefSeq, a predicted model, not a curated record
UUUGACAUUUGUAAACAAAGCAGCGUGGUGUGGUACCCACUUUGGUAGACCGCUCGAGUUACUAUCGGUUGUCCCAAUUUAAGGAUCUGUUGAUUCUAAAGAAAUACAAGAAGUUGUUUCUUAAGACUCAAAUAAUGGAGCUUCUGUCUAAUGAGGGCUUACGACAAGAUGGCCGCACAACAACAUGCCUGCGCGCCAUGAAAUGUAAGCUGGGUCUCUAUGACCGACCUAAUGGCAGUGCCUUCAUGCAGAUGGGCAACACUCAAGUUUUGGCAUCAGUCUAUGGCCCAAAGGAGGCGCGUUCAGUGAAGUCCACCACGGGUCUGGGCGAGUGUGUGGUCACGUGCGCAGUAUCGCGCGUUGCUGCGUGCUCAGCUGAGCGCCUCAGGAAACCCAGAGACCAGAGGACGCGUGCCACGAGUAACCUGGUCGCCGGCGCACUCCAGGCCGCCGUCAGGGGUUCUAAAUACGCUGGUUCUCAGAUCGACGUUUUUGUUCAAGUGAUACAGGCAGAUGGUGGCGUGACUGCGUGCUGCAUCAACGCUGCGUGCCUGGCGCUGCUGCAUGCAGGCAUCGAAGUUAAUGAUUACGUGACUGCGUGUACGGCUUCUGCCGUCCCUACAGCUGCACACACGUCCACGCAGACGUGUGCCCUGGUGGACGCUUGCCAGUCGGAGAGCUCUGGAGGGUGCGAGGUGACAGUAGCGAUGUUGCCCAACAAGCAGCGCAUCGUGGCACUGCACACGUGUCACCCGCUGCACCAGAGCCAGUUUGAUGCCGUGCUCGAUAUGGCACUGUUUGGGUGCCAGCAACUGUACCAGGGCAUGCAUGCUGAGGUGCAAAACUUCCUCAAGCAGCACCACGCCAUCAUGAGCCAUAGAUGAUCAAAGCUGU